This is a messenger RNA of Hevea brasiliensis (rubber tree), 3791 nucleotides long. Its product is annotated as disease resistance protein RML1A-like. Gene Ontology annotation, biological process: signal transduction; defense response. The transcript has 11 exons. Gene Ontology annotation, molecular function: ADP binding. The coding region runs from base 1 to 3504 and encodes 1167 amino acids. NCBI's taxonomy places the organism in Eukaryota, Viridiplantae, Streptophyta, Magnoliopsida, Malpighiales, Euphorbiaceae. The record is from RefSeq and is a predicted model, not a curated record.
AUGGCUGCAUGUCCGGCGGGAACCUUGUUUGGUGUAUUGAGAUCCGAUUGCAAAGACAAAGGUGGAAACAAUUUUGAGAGCGCACCUGCAAGCAUUAAAAAACUGCCGAAGUUGAAAUAUCUCGGAUUAAAUGAUUGCAAGAGACUUAAAUCUUUACCAGAGCUUCCAUGCUUAGAAGACAAAGAUGAAGACUUAUUAUAUGAAAACAAAAACAAUAACGAAGAAUCAUAUCUUGACUUUCAUAAUUGCAUCAAUUUGGACAAGGAUGUAUGUGAGAAAGUAACGGAGGACGUAUUUGUAAAGCAUCUGUUGCAACACAAGGGAUGUAAAAGUUUGGUUGAGAUUCCCUCAUCUCUUCAAAAUCUGAUCAAGCUUACUGAUCAAGAUUACGUUCUCACGGGAAAUAUUGUUCAAACUCUGCUUGCAAAAAAGCCUUCUACCACGGCUUCUACGUCUUCUACUCCUCCAGACAUGGCUUCUACUUCUUCUACUCCUCCAGAUCAGUACAAGAAAUGGGAUGCUUUCAUUAGUUUUAGAGGCAAAGAUAUCCGUAAGGAUUUUCUCUCCCAUCUCUUGAAAGCUUUGUUUGGAAAACAAAUCAAAGCCUUCUUGGAUGAAAACCUUGAUAAAGGAAAAGAGAUAUCCAGUUCUCUCCUCGAAACAAUUGAAGAAUCAUACAUCUCAGUGGUGAUAUUCUCUGAAAAUUAUGCAGAGUCUCCAUGGUGCUUAGAUGAGCUCGUGAAGAUACUUCAAUGCAAGAAAACAUUAGGACAAAUAGUCCUACCAGUUUUUUAUCGUGUAGAUCCAACUGAUGUUCAAGAGCUGAGAGGGAAUUUUGGAGAGGCAUUCUCUCAGGCUCAGCAUGGAGAAGAAGUAAAAAAGGUGGAGGAAUGGUGCCAUGCUUUGAAAGAAAUCAGCAACUUAGCAGGAUGGGACUCACAGUCACGGAAUAUCAAGUCUGAGUCCGAACUAGUUGAGGAAAUAGUAAAUGUUGUUUUGGAGAAAUUAAAUGACACCUUUAAAGGUGAUUAUGAGAAUGAUGAUUUAAUUGGAAUUGAAUCACGUGUGAAGAAAAUGGAAGAAUUAUUAUUUUCUGAAUCAGUAAAUGAUAAACGAGUUGUAGGAAUUUGGGGGAUGGGAGGUAUUGGAAAGACAACUCUUGCUGAAGAAGUAUUUCAUCGAAUCAAGGCUAAAUUUGAUAGUCACUGCUUUGUUGCCAAUGUUAGAGAAGAAAUAAUGAAGAGAGAAAGAUGGAUAUAUAGAUACACCUCAUUUGGGGCUUUCAUGAGGAGAAGACUUCAAAGUAAAAAAGUACUCAUUGUCUUUGAUGAUGUAGAUGAUCCAAACGAUUUAAAGUUUUUAGGUGGAAUUUGUGAUUGGUACAAUAUGGGAAGUAGAAUAAUUAUAACCAGCAGGGAUAGGCAAACACUUAUAAAUGUUUGCCUUGAGAAGUGUAUAUAUGAGGUUAAAAAAUUAAUUGAUCGUGAAGCUCUUCGUCUCUUUAGCUUAUAUGCCUUCAAACAAGAUCAUCCCAAAGAAAGAUAUGAGAAGCUAUCGGUGAUGGCAAUAAGAUAUGCUCAAGGCAAUCCGUUGGCUCUUAGAGUUUUUGGCUCUAAUAUGUAUAAAAAGGGUAUAGAAGAAUGGGAAAGUGAGUUGAAAAAACUGAAAGAAAUUCCUGAUUUGAACAUUCAAAAUGUCCUGAGAAUAAGUUAUGAUAAACUAGAUCGUCAUAAAAAAAACAUAUUUCUUCAUAUUGCAUGUUUCUUUAAGGGGGAGCCUAGAGGUGAUGUUGAGAGAAUACUAGAUGCUUGUGGUUUAUCUGCAAGAAGUACAAUAAGUUGUCUAAUUGAUAAAUCUCUCAUAACCAUUUCAUCAAACAAUGUUGUUGGUAUGCAUGACUUGUUGCAACAAAUGGGCAAGGAAAUUGCUUAUGAGGAAUCCAAACAACCUGGAGCAAGCAUCAGGUUAUGGAAUUACAAUGAUAUUUGUCGUGUAUUGUCAACAGAAACGGGAACUCAAAAUGUUGAAAGCAUAUUACUUGACAUGCAUGAGGUGAAGGAUAAUUUGGUGCUAAGUUCCACAGCCUUCAAGAAGAUGUACGCUCUUAGAUUCCUCAAAUUCUUCAAUGUUUCUAAUUCCGGACAAGGACAAGUGCUGCUUCCUAGCAGCCUUGAAUUUCUACCAGAAGGGCUAAGAUAUCUUUACUGGGAUAGAUACCCUUCGAAGUAUUUGCCUUUGAAGGGUUGCACAAAAUAUCUUGUAGAACUCCACAUGCCUAGUAGCAACCUCAAAGAACUUUGGAACGGAGAUGAGGCAAGAGUUAUUGAUCUUGGAAAUCUGAGACUUUUAGACCUCAGAGACUCUUCUGAGCUGACCAGAGUUCCAGACUUGUCUAGCGUCCCAAAUCUUGAGUUUUUAAGUUUGAGGGGUUGUUUAAGCUUGAUUGAGAUUCCUAGCAGCAUCUGCAAUCUGAAAUCUCUUACACUCCUUGAUAUCUCAUUUUAUCAGAAUGUCAAUGGAUUGCCAGAGAACAUAGGGAAUUUAGAAUUGCUGCAGGAACUUAAUAUAUUUUCAAGUAGAAUAAAAGCAUUACCAUCCUCCAUCAAUCAAUUGAAAAAUUUGGUAGACUUAAAUUGUGGUUUAUGUGAAGGUUUGACAUUGCCUCCUUUGACAGGUUUGUCCUGUUUGCUGGAUAUGUCUUUAAAUUACUCUGGUAUAUUAGAAAUUCCCCAGAGUCUUGGGUGUUUAGUGUCAUUGACAUACUUACAUUUAGCUGAAAGCAAUUUUGAGAGUAUACCUGCAAGCAUUAAACAACUAUCUCAGUUGGAAACACUUUGGUUAGAUGGUUGCAAGAGACUUAAAUUAUUACCAGAGCUUCCCUGCUUAGAAAGAUUGCAUGCAUCGGGUUGCACAUCUUUGGAAUCUGCAUCAACUUCAUUCCUUUUCACAGAACACGAAGUCGAAUAUAGAAUUGCAACUUUUCUUGAAUUUCGUAAUUGCAUCAAUUUGGAUAAGGAGAAAGUAAUGGAGGAUGUAUUGGAAACGCAUCUGUUGAACGAUGAGAUUGUAGAAUUAUGUAUACCCGGGGAUGAAGUGCCUCAAAGGAUGAGAUAUAAGAACCAGAGAGGAUCUUCACUCUCAUUCACGCUAGAUAAGCCAAACUUGAUUGCUGUUUCUUUAUGCCUUGUUUUUAAUCCCAAAAAUCAUUAUUGUGAUUUUGUUCUCCUUACUUGCGAAGCCCAAUUCAUUGAUAAAUCUGGACAUAACAGUGAUUUCGUUUUUGAUUUCCCUCAUUUAUUGGCGGUUGAUGGGUUAGAAUCAAAACAUGUGUGUCUUUGGAAUAAAUUGUUCAACAUGGAAGACAGUUUCGUUGAGGCCUCAUUUCAGUUCUGCCUUUACAAGUACUCAUCCUCACUUCAAGGUGCGGGUCCAUAUACCGAGGGUAUGAUUAAAUGUGGGGUACAUCCUAUAUAUGUUCGAGACAAAUGUUGGUUGCAGAGAUAAAAAGAGAAUUAGAAAUCAAGAAGAUGAGGAAGAAGAACCUUCUCCCCUUAGAUUGAAACAAGACCAAAAACCUUACAACAGCACUACCACCACGGCAGAGUCUUCUUAGGUGUUUGAAGAAGGGCUUAUCGACGGCUGGAGGAAGUGAGUAAGAGGCGAGGAAGUCCGAUUGACGCCGGGGAUGUCAUGGUUGGCAAGGGAGAGUUGCUGUCCGCCUUCUUCUCCCCUUUAUUUUCGCAUCCUUGGUGAAAAGAAACAAUGAAACAAGGCUGAAUUCGAGGCAAGGA